ACUUUCCCCUAGAUAGCGCAAUUAUAUAAUUUGCCAAUUAAUUUAAGAAACAUAUUCUGCUGUUUUCUUUUGCAUAUACUCGUAUGACUUUAGACAAGUCUUCCUAUUUAUGAACGUACAGUCUUGUCGCGGAAUCUUGAGUGCAAAUUUCUAUCAAUACAAGAUAACACAAAGUGCUUAUUUUUGAAGAUGAAUUGCUAAAAUACACGAUAAAGACUGAUACAGAGUCUCUCAGUGUAAAAUGGAUCGUUGGGUGAAUAAAGUGGCUGUUGUGACGGGAGCGAGUGCAGGAAUUGGUGCUCAAGUUGCCAAGGAUUUGGCCACAUUGGGAGUGAUUGUCGUAGGAUUGGCUCGAAGGGAUGAAAGAGUCGAAGCUCUGAAAAAUGAAUUACCGGAAAAGGUGCGAAAAAACCUGCAUGGAAUGAAGUGCGAUGUGACAAACGAAGCCGAGAUUGUCUCAGUAUUUUCCAAGAUUGUGGAAAAGUUUGGUGGAAUUGAUAUUCUUAUCAAUAACGCUGGGAUUGGGAAUUUUCAUGUGAGGCUCAUCGAUCCUGGAAGUUCAUCUUCAAUCAAUGAUACAGUGCAGACAAAUAUUUUGGGAUUGAUCAAUUGCACAAGACAAGCUUUCUCGUCCAUGAAAGAUAGAAAAGUUGCUGGUCACAUUAUCAAUAUUAGCAGUAUGGCUGCUCAUCGGUACUUGAUACCUCCUCCAGGUCUUUCACAUUUCAAUUUCAAUGUCUAUCCAGCUACAAAGCAUGCAGUGAAAGCCCUUACUGAACAAUUUCGCCAGGAAGUGACCAAAGAGGGAUUAGGGAUCAAAGUCAGCAGCAUUAGUCCACCAAUUGUUGAAUCAGAAUUUGCUGAAGAAUAUCAAAGUGAUAUAAUGAAGAAGCUACCGCAUCUAUUGCCCUCUGAUAUCUCUCAAUCUGUUAUCUACAUCUUAUCAACACCUCCACAUGUGAAUGUUCAAGACGUGCUGCUAAAACCCGUGGGAGCGUUGGCUUAAGCUCUUCUAUAUAAAUCUUAGUCAUUUUUAAAUAAAUUCUCAAUAAAUUAUGAGAACGCA
Molecule: messenger RNA, 1066 nt
Organism: Phlebotomus papatasi
Lineage: Eukaryota; Metazoa; Arthropoda; Insecta; Diptera; Psychodidae
Product: farnesol dehydrogenase-like
Exons: 1
Coding region: 242-1006 (254 amino acids)
Molecular function (GO): oxidoreductase activity
Source: RefSeq, a predicted model, not a curated record